This is a messenger RNA of Micromonas commoda, 2382 nucleotides long. NCBI's taxonomy places the organism in Eukaryota, Viridiplantae, Chlorophyta, Mamiellophyceae, Mamiellales, Mamiellaceae. The record is from the annotation of a RefSeq genome assembly.
AUGAGUCACGAUAUUGAUUAUAUUCAAAUCCAAGUCGCGUCCCCUAAAGAGAUUGAACGGUGGUCGUUGCGUGUACUCCCGAAUAACCAACUUGUUGGGGAGAUUACAAAAGCUGACACCAUUAAUUAUCGAACAUUUAAACCUGAGCGUGAUGGUUUAUUUUGUGAACGUAUUUUUGGAUCAAUUGUAAAUAAUGAAUGUUCAUGUGGAAAAACACGACGUCGUAAACCAUUACAAAAGCCAGGAGUUAUUCCUCUUGAUGAAGGUACUACUUUUAUAGCAAAUGAUGACUCAGCAGGUUAUGUUUGCCCGACCUGUGGAGUGGAACCAACCGAUUCAAAAGUUCGUCGCUAUCGUAUGGGUUGUAUUCGUUUACGUAAACCUGUUGCGCAUUUAUGGUAUUUCCGUAAUACGCCAAAUAUUUUAUCAGUAUUGUUAAAUAUUAGUGCUGGGCAAACGGAUGAGUUACUUCACUUUGAUUCCUAUACACCAUCUUCAGCUGGUGUAAUGAACUAUUUUUUACAUGGUGGAACCGAAUGGUAUAUUGAUGAAUGGGAAGCUAUUCAUACAGGUUUAGGCCAUAUGCCUCAAAAAUCAAGUUUUGAACUUGGGAUGGGGGAAAUUAGCAAAGAUGAAUUAGAUAUUGAAGCUGUAUGGAAUAUUGAUGCUUGGACACAUGGGGAGCAUCAAAAAACAAAAUAUGGUUUACCUUUAGAACCACGAACAACAGAAAACUGUGGUGCGGAAGCUGCUCAUGCACUUCUUAGUCAAUUAGACUUACCUUUUAUGGAGCGUAUGCUUAGCACACGUUUACGUCAAAAAGUGAAGACAUAUCAUUCGAAAUCUCGUAAAAAGUAUAUUGAAACUACUUUUGAUGAGUUAGAUCGUUUUGGUAUGGAUCAAGUUUCAGAUUUAAAUCCAGGUUGGGAACCGACAGAAGAAGAACAAGAAGAAAAUAUUAAACAUUUACGUAAUUUAAAAUUAACGCGUCAAGGUCAGCGUAAUCGUGGAUUAAAUGCAAAGAUUAAAAAAUUAGCAAAACGUUUACAUUAUGUUCGUUUAUUAGCGCGUAAACAAUUACGUCCAGAAUGGAUGAUUGUUUCUGUUUUUCCGGUUUUACCACCAGAUUUACGACCAAUGAUUCAAAUGGCAAGUGGUCGUUUUGCUGCUUCUGAUUUAAAUGAUUUAUAUCGUCGGUUAAUUUACCGAAAGAUUCGUUUUGAUAAAUUUUGUAAUUUAUUUGAUGCUGAAUUUUUACCAGAUCUACUUAUCCGACAUGAUCUUUGUCUCUUGCAAGAAGCCGCUGAUGCCAUUAUUGAUAAUGGACGUCUUGAAAAACCUGCCCAACGCCCGAAUAAGACUGUUUUUAAAUCAUUAACGGCAAUUAUUGAAGGUAAACAUGGUCGCUUUAGACAAAAUUUAUUAGGAAAACGUGUUGAUUAUUCAGGACGUUCAGUUAUUGUAGUUGGACCUAAAUUACGAUUACACCAAUGUGGUUUACCACGUGAAAUGGCUUUAGAGUUAUUCCAUCCCUUUAUUAUUCAAGCAUUACUUGAGCACGGUGUUGUUCGUAAUAUUCGUGCAGCUAAGAAUUUAAUUCAGAAACGUACUCAAAAAGUUUGGGAUAUUCUUGAACAUGUUGUAUAUGCUCACCCAUUAUUAUUAAACCGUGCACCGACAUUACACCGUCUAGGGAUUCAGGCAUUUGAACCAAUUUUACUUUCUGGACGUGCAAUUCAAUUACACCCUUUAGUAUGUCCUGCUUUUAAUGCCGAUUUUGAUGGUGACCAAAUGGCUGUUCAUAUUCCAUUAUCAUUAGAAGCUAGAGCUGAAGCACGUUUAUUAAUGUUAGCUACUCAUAACUGGCUUUCUCCUGCUACGGGUGAACCAAGUAUCCUUCCAAGUCAAGAUAUGAUUCUUGGAUUUUACUAUUUAACAACCCGACGACAAAUUAAGCCAAGUUCACAAACUAAUCAAGUACGUGUACUUAAAGAAGUAAUAAAGCCAACGUUUAAAGUAUUUGAAACAUUUGAUCGUGUACUUCAACGUUAUUCAUUAGGGGCAUUACAACUUCAUGAUUUAGUUUGGGUAAAAGCUGAGGCCCCUUCUGAUUGUCAAAAUUCUUUACCGGUUGAAGGCCGAGUACAAGCAAAUGGUCAUAACACAUUAAUUUAUGAUGCUGUUGUAACUGAAUCUUGGCCGAUUUAUUCAUUGCCAAUGCAAUCAACAUUACAACUUGCAGUCCCAUCAGAAACAUCGGUGGAACCUGUUUUUGGACAUGUAUCACAAAUGCAUCGUAUGUCUUUAUCGACAUUCUAUCUUCGUACAACUCCUGGACGACUAAUUUUGAAUUCUCUCAUUUAUGAAAACCUUUUUUUGUAA